AUGAAUGAUCUUUGCAAAUUAGGAAUAAAUUGCCUUGAAAAUGUUAAGGAUACCGAGGAGGCUUGUAGUGCCAAAUUAUGUGAAAAGAGGAGGCUCACAGAUUUAACCUUAUGUUGGAGUAACACUGAUUCGAGGAACAACGAUUUAGAUGAGAAUGUGCUCGACUACCUUCAGCCACCAAAAUGUCUGAGGAAUUUGAGCAUAGAGAAGUACAGGGGUGCAAGGUCUGCAAAAUGGAUGAACAAUGUCAAUUCAAUCUUCAAUCUAGAGAAAAUCGAAUUGCGAUAUUGCUUGGAGUGGGAAACUCUUCCUCCUUUCGGGCAACUUCCCUUCCUUAAGUCACUGACACUUUCUGGCAUGCCGAAAGUAAAAUGGCUCGAAAGCAAAUUUAAUGGGAAUGAUAAAUACCGUGCUUUUCCAUUGCUAGAGGAGUUAUAUAUUUACGGAUUAGAAGCAUUAGAGGAUUGGUUUGAGGCAGGAGUAGCUGCUGAAGACGGAUGUUUGUUUCCUUGCUUAACUGAUAUGAGGCUGUAUAACUGCCCGAAGUUGAAAGAGUUGCCCUCUUUGCCUUCUGAGUUCAAGAGGUUGACGGUCUAUAACAAUAUGGAGUGGACGACUUUGAAUUUUUGUUGCAAUUCAAAUCCUAUUCCCCUUCAAACAUUAGAGGUCUCGAAGUGUCCAAACAUUACAUCUCUUCCUCUGGCUGAUGAAAUAGCAAGACUUGCAGCACUAAGAUACUUGAAAAUUAAAGAGUGCCCCAAUCUGAUCUCUCUUGGAGAAAUGCAAACCAGUAAUAAUUGCCAUCUCAUGCUCAGCGAUCUUAGCAUAAGUGAUCCAUUGGUGUUGCUAAUGGAGCCAUUGAGAAAUAUCGCCUCCUUAAAAAAGCUGACUAUUAAUAUUGCGAAUAAUGAUGAGCUGGUUUCAUUUCCAAAUGAGGCGGAGCAGUGGUUUCUCAAUGUUAGGUCUUCUCUUUCUAAGCUGCACUUCCAACAUCUCAAAUCCUUAGAGUCUCUCCCUUCCUCCUUGGAAAGCUUAUCUUCACUUCAGAAUCUAUAUAUUAAGGGCGUUCCUAUGCUUCGGGAAUUACCGGACCUUCCUCCCAAUUUACAACAUAUAUCUAUUACUGAUGUUCCUAUGCUUCGGGAAUUACCGGACCUUCCUCCCAAUUUACAAUAUAUAUCUAUUUGUAGCGCUCCUAUGCUUCGAGAAUUACCGGACCUUCCUGCCUCUUUGGAUCGUCUAAUAAUUCAUGGGAAAUGUCAUCCAGAGUUAAAGAAGCGCUAUCGAGAGGAUGGAGGCUCCGAUUGGCACAAGAUUGCUCACAUUCCUCAUAUCUAUAUUUGUCCCGCUUUCGAUUACAAUUCCGAAUAA
Molecule: messenger RNA, 1371 nt
Organism: Dendrobium catenatum
Lineage: Eukaryota; Viridiplantae; Streptophyta; Magnoliopsida; Asparagales; Orchidaceae
Product: putative disease resistance protein RGA3
Exons: 1
Coding region: 1-1371 (456 amino acids)
Source: RefSeq, a predicted model, not a curated record